CCGUAGACGAGCAUGUCUAUUAUACAGUAUAUAGCUCACUUGAGACUGGAAAAGUUUGGCUCCAAUGAAAUGAUUGGAAAAGGUAGAUAGUCUACGUGAGUCAACUUUGACCAUCAUUAUUAUAACGGGAGGGUGAAUACGGAAGCCUUGAUCAGAGACGCGCAUAGUUGGUGUGAAAGCGAUCUUGAAGAGACACAAACUAAUUAAUUAACCACGGACAGACGGGGAAAGGAAUAGAGGAAGAAAAGAAGGAAGGACAUAUCCAGGGGACGUGUCUCAUUAUCAAGACAAAUACAUUUUCCCCCACUCUUUGUAAUCUUCGCUAGAGUGUGCGGGAAAUCAAAGUACAAUUGAUUAUAUGCACACAAUCAAAAUUUUCUUUAUCUCAUUUAGAUAAAAACGUGACCAAGAACAUCGGAUCUUGUAAGGAAAUAUCUAUUUUCAUUGACAUUGAUCCAUUGGUUUAUCAUGUCCAGAGAAUAUAUUAGGUUUGCGGUCGGGGGAUUAUAGCAAAUUGAGCUCGUACGGUCACUUAUGCCCAAAAGUGAGUGAUACAGAGGCAUCCAUCGUGUACCCUAUAGCGAGUAGCAGGAAGCGGUGAUCCUACACGUCUCUACUACCUCAGCCUCUCCAAUUUACUUCAAUUUAUCGCCAGCAUAUCCAUGUUGUAAAGAUGGAGGAACCGGUUGUGAACAUGGACGAGUCGUUGUAUUAUCCAUCUUUAUGGACUCUUCUUUUGGCGGGAUGUGUUGUCUGGCCUGGACUUUACAUCGUUUUUUGGUCAUACCUUUCGAAGAAGUACCCUCCGUAUCUAGCAUGCGGAACGUCUAUGAGAUUGGUAUCAUGUGUUCACGCAGUGGUCCAUUUUACCAUUGCAUGUGUCAUAAUGUCCAGGACAUAUCAUGAUGUAUUCUAUGCAGACUGCCCGUUAUUAAAUCAACUAUCCGUUUUUACCUUCGCGUACUGGAUUUAUGAUGUCGUGAUCAUGUAUAUCUCUUACUGUCGGGAGAAUCAGAUGAUGAAAACACCAUUUUUAAUAACCUUAAGGCCAUUCCUAGGAGAUAACCCAUUGAUCAUCGUUCAUCACAUCGCAGUAGUUGUCGGAGGCUACCCUCUUACCUUGCACUACCGGUUUGGUAAAGCAGCCUUUAUGAUCUCGUGUGUGCAUUUUACUGAAUUAAGCGCUCCAUUUCUCAACAUCAGGAAGAUUUUUAUAAGGCACGGUUACACGAAAAAUCUUGCAUUCAAGAUCAACUCCGCUCUCGCCGUGGUAACCUUCUUUAUCGCAAGAAUCGUUCUAUUCCCUUCCAUAUACCUCAUCUAUGCCUACACAUACAAUCAAACUCUGUGGGAGGUGGCUAAGUCCAUGUAUUUCGGAUGCCAUUUUGUCAUGUUUUUGGUGACGGUGUUGCAGACGACGUGGUUUGUUAUCUUCCUGAAGACGGUGACAAAAGAUCGCACGUCUAACGUCUUUGUGAACGGUCGUCAGCAGAACGGACAUCGCAGCGCGGACCAAAAUGGCUACCAAAAUGGCCGUGAUGCUGUGUAUCCUAAGAUGAAAAAAUCAGAGUAGGCAAGUUAUGAUUGAGUUGCGUCUGCAUAACGGUCCAACUUCGUCUACGCUUUGAUAUGUUUUAUCAUAUCUCAUUCAGUAUGAUAUACACAGUAAUUUUUAUUAUGAUAAAAAGAUGAUGAGAAUAACAGUUGCACGCAGCUGAUCCCAUUCAUCAAGUCAUUUUUUAGCUGGUUAGUUUGAGAUUGAUGAGUGAGCUAGGCUUAUAUAGUCACUUUUAGCCUAAUUUAUAAUCGUGUGAAUUAAAGUGCUUGUUUUUAAUGUCAGAUAUUGGUGUCUUUUUCUCAACACUCUGAGACAAAAGAUCAAAUUUAAUACGAAGAAACGUAAAUGUCAUUUCACAACCAAAAAAGCGUUAUUUUUACAGCGAUCAUUUCCAUUAAUCGGCUUCAAGUAUGUGCAUUUUUCAAAUAAUUGUGAUGAAUCGGUAAAACCAAGAUGGUCAAGCAAUGUGUGUGAGGGUGGGUGGAUUUUUUUUCUUUCGCAACCCAUACAAAGGCAAGACUAUUUACGAUAUUUUUCGAGACACACUUACAUGAUGGCAAGGGUAGGGAGGGGAUGUGGCUAGUUGAUGUUGGUUUCGUUGGUGUGAUCGAAAAGAAGUCUGAAUGAUCAAAUGAAAUAGAACUAUAUCUAUCAAACACUAUCUAAAACAGGGAACUAUUAUCCUUGUGCAAAAAAAAUCACGAAACAUUGCUAAAAUCCUCAAAAUCUCACUUCCUUGUUGGUUGAUGUUGACAUGUGAAUCCAAAUGUCAACCUUUGUAUCGGUGAUCACUCAUGAAGAAGCAGGUAAGCUCCAUUUGUUUUCCUAAGGACAGAACUAGGCUAUAAAGGUCAUUUAGAUUUGAAAAUAGGCCUCUGGUGGCAUGACAGGAGUGGUGUCACAAGUGGGGAUGCAGGGACAACACCCCUAUAUGUUUUUAGUAUAAAAGAAGAAGAAAAGAUUGA
Lytechinus variegatus (green sea urchin) is the source of this 2523-nucleotide messenger RNA. RefSeq names its product TLC domain-containing protein 3A-like. NCBI's taxonomy places the organism in Eukaryota, Metazoa, Echinodermata, Echinoidea, Temnopleuroida, Toxopneustidae. Gene Ontology annotation, cellular component: endoplasmic reticulum; membrane. Bases 674 to 1573 code for a protein of 299 amino acids. The record is from RefSeq and is a predicted model, not a curated record. The transcript is spliced from 5 exons. Gene Ontology annotation, biological process: lipid homeostasis.